This is a messenger RNA of Oncorhynchus nerka (sockeye salmon), 2886 nucleotides long. Its product is annotated as neurexin-2-like. Bases 1 to 2886 code for a protein of 961 amino acids. NCBI's taxonomy places the organism in Eukaryota, Metazoa, Chordata, Actinopteri, Salmoniformes, Salmonidae. The transcript has 13 exons. The record is from RefSeq and is a predicted model, not a curated record.
AUGAAUGAAAGAGACCAGACCAACAACAACUGUGCACAAGAGGAGUCAGUGGCCACCUACAAAGGCAACGAGUUUUUCAGCUAUGACCUGUCUCAGACGCCCAUCCAGAGCAGCCUGGACGAGAUUAGUCUGUCCUUCCGCACGCUGCAGAGGAACGGGCUCCUGCUCCACACCGGGAAAUCAGCUGACUACGUUAACCUAUCCCUGAGGAGUGGCGCUGUGUGGCUGGUCAUCAACCUCGGGUCCGGGGCCUUUGAGGCCCUGGUGGAGCCUGCCAACGGCAAGUUCAACGACAACGCCUGGCACGAAGUCCGUGUCACGCGCAACCUGCGCCAGGUGACCGUCUCUGUGGAUGGGAUCCUGACCACCACCGGCUACACCCAGGAGGACUACACCAUGCUGGGCUCGGAUGACUUCUUCUACAUUGGGGGGAGUCCCAACACGGCUGACCUCCCAGGCUCCCCGGUCAGCAAUAACUUCAUGGGCUGUCUCAAAGACGUGGUCUACAAGAACAACGAGUUCAGGCUGGAGCUGUCUCGUCUGGCUGCAGAGCGGGACCCUCAGGUCAGUGUUCACGGCGACCUGACAUUCCGCUGUGAGGACGUGGCUGCCCUGGAGCCGGUCACCUUCGACACGCCCGCCUCCUACCUCACCCUGCCCAGGUGGAAAACCAAGAAGACUGCCUCUAUCUCUUUUGACUUCCGCACUACGGAGCCCAGCGGCCUGCUGCUGUUCAGCCACGGUGACAGGCGUCUGCAGGGCCCAGACAGACAGCCGGAGAGGCAGCCCAGGGCUGACUACUUUGCUAUGGAGCUCCUGGACGGCUUCCUCUACCUGCUGAUGGACAUGGGCUCUGGCAGCAUCAAGAUGAAAGCCAGCAACAAGAGGGUCAACGAUGGGGAGUGGUGCCACGUGGACUUCCAGAGGGAGGGGCGCAAGGGCCUGAUCUCAGUGAACAGCCGCAGCAUACCAUUCUCUGCUAACGAAGGCAGUGAGAUCUUAGACCUGGAGGGUGACAUGUACCUCGGGGGUCUGCCCGAGGCACGCCAGGGCCUCAUCCUCCCCCCGGAAGUCUGGACGGCCCCCCUCAACCUGGGCUACGUGGGCUGCAUGCGUGACCUGUUCAUGGAUGGGCGGAGCCGGGACCUGAGGAGACUGGCAGAGAUCCAGAGUGCCUCUGGAGUCAGCAGCUUCUGCACCAGAGAAACGCACAUCAGGUGUGGCAGAGACGUCUGUGCCAACGGUGGGCAGUGCCGCGAGGGCUGGAACCGCCACGUGUGUGACUGCACUAGCACGGGCUACCUGGGCCCCAACUGUGAGAGCGAGGCCACGGUGCUGAGCUACGACGGCAGCAUGUACCUGAAGGUGACGCUGCCGUUGAGCAUGCACAUGGAGGCCGAGGACGUGGCGCUGCGCUUUAUGUCCCAGAGGGCCUUUGGGCUGCUUGUGGCCACUACCUCCCAGGACUCAGCUGACACCCUGCGACUGGAGCUGGACGGGGGCCGGGUCAAACUCACCGUCAACCUGGGUAAAGGCCCCGAGAUGCUGUUAGCAGGACAGAAGCUGAACGACAACGAGUGGCACUCGGUGAAGGUGGUGCGUCGCGGGAAGAACCUGCACCUCUCUGUGGACAACGUGACGGUGGAAGGCCAUAUGACCGGUGCCCACACUCGCCUGGAGUUCCACAACAUUGAGACGGGCAUCAUGACCGAGCGCCGUUUUAUCUCUGUGGUGCCGUCUAACUUCAUAGGGCACCUGCAGGCCCUCUCGUUCAAUGGCGUCCCCUACCUGGACCAGUGUAAGAACGGAGACAUCUCCUACUGCGAGCUCAACGCCCGCUUCGGCAUGCGCCGCAUCGUGGCUGACCCUGUGACCUUCCACAGUCGGGCUAGCUGCCUGGCCUUCUCCACCCUGCAGGCCUACGCCUCCAUGCACCUCUUCUUCCAGUUCAAGACCACCAGCCUCGACGGCCUGCUGCUCUUCAACUCUGGAGACGGCAGUGACUUCAUCGUUGUGGAGCUGGUCAAAGGGUACAUUCAUUAUGUGUUUGACCUGGGCAACGGGCCGUCUCUCAUGAAGGGCAACUCUGAGAAGCCUCUCAACGACAACCAGUGGCACGAUGUGGUGGUCUCCCGGGACAACAACAAUGUGCACAUCCUCAAAAUCGACUCCCGCACUGUCACCCAGCACUCCAACGGAGCCCGCAAUCUGGAUCUCAAAGGGGAGCUGUAUGUUGGUGGUGUAGGGAAGAGCAUGUACAGCAGCCUGCCCAAGCUGGUUGCGUCCCGGGACGGGUACCAGGGCUGCCUGGCCUCUGUGGAUCUGAAUGGGAGACUCCCUGACAUGAUGGCAGAUGCCCUCCACAGGGUGGGCCAGGUGGAGCGCGGCUGUGGAGGCCUGAGCACAACCUGCACAGAGGACUCGUGCCAUAACCAGGGGGUGUGUCUCCAGCAGUGGGAGGGCUUCUCCUGUGACUGCACCAUGACCACCUACAGAGGAGCAUUCUGCAGUGACCGGACUGAGACAUUUCUCACCAUUGAACUGCCCAAUACAACGUACGGGGAAGGGAACCCCGCCCACGAGAAGCAGGAUAGCGUACGCCCGUUACUCCCGGCGAUAGGCCCAGACCUCUCACAGCAGGCAAUGCCCCCGUCAGAGCCAGAGAGAGGAAAAGGAGCCGAAAUCAUCCACGAGGCCGCUGCAGACCAAGGCCCUCCCAGCGAUGAAGGCGCAGAUGGAGAAAGAGAAGAAGAUGGAGACGACUUCCUUGGCAGCAAGUUCCAGGUAGCACAGGCCAUUCGGAGAAGGACUGAUGACAAGGCGGGGAAACAUCCAUCAGGGCCGAUCGGCAUCCAGGCACAGGGCUUGAGUAUUUGUAUUUAUUGA